AAAAUUCGGGCAACGCCUGUCGAAACGAUUAUCAUCAAUGACUGUAGUGUUUCGUAUUAUCUGUAUCAUCGGUUUGGAAUGCAACUUUCCGUCAAAAGAGAAGGUCAGGUUAACUUUCAAUCGUGUGGUUUAGAAAUUUGCACGUCAGUUAGCUGGCUUUUAAAAAAACUUGGGUUAUAUUUGUCAAUAUCUAAUUUUUGGUCCAAGAUGUCAAAUCCUGCAGAACGUUUAAACUAUAUUCAGGAUAGCAGCAGUGAUACAGAAACAGAUAAAGAAACGGGUGGUAGAGGACGUCAUCGUAUUUAUAAGAAUAGAAUGAGUUGUGGUGGCUCUUCAAAACCAAAAUCUUGUUUGGUACAAAGAGAUGGGAGCAAUGAAAGACACUGUCAUUCCUUCAAUUCUGGGAGACAAAAUACUAAUAUUAAUCAACAAAACAGACUUUGCUCUGGAGUUGGUGUUGGAAAAAAUCAACAAAAUCAAAGUAGAGACAAUUUACCAUCAUCAGGAUCUGUUACUGGUAUAAAUAAUCCACAAGCAAGUGAUGAACGCAUUACUCUUAUUGUUGAUAAUACUAGAUUUAUUGUUGAUCCUGCAUUAUUUACUGCACAUCCAAAUACAAUGUUAGGUAGAAUGUUUAGUUCUGGAGUUGAAUAUGCUCAACCAAAUGAGCGUGGAGAAUAUGAAGUUGCAGAUGGUAUAUCUGCUAUGGUGUUUAGAGCUAUUCUUGAUUAUUAUAAAGGUGGUGUAAUUCGAUGUCCUCCGACAGUUGCCGUUCAAGAAUUACGAGAAGCUUGCGAUUAUCUACUAGUCCCAUUUGACGCUAAUACAGUAAAAUGUCAAAAUUUGAGAGGAUUAUUACAUGAAUUAUCUAAUGAAGGUGCACGAUGCCAAUUUGAAGUAUUCCUUGAAGAUUUAAUAUUACCACUUAUGGUAAACAGCGCACGUAGAGGUGAUCGCGAAUGUCAUAUUGUUGUUUUAUUGGAAGAUGAUAUUGUUGAUUGGGAUGAAGAAUAUCCUCCACAGAUGGGAGAAGAAUAUUCACAAACUGUUAACAGUACUGCGAUGUAUCGAUUUUUCAAAUAUAUCGAAAAUAGAGAUGUAGCGAAACAAGUAAUGAAGGAACGUGGUUUAAAAAAAAUUCGUUUAGGCAUUGAAGGUUAUCCUACUUAUAAAGAAAAAAUCAAGAAGAGAGCAGGAGGACGCGCUGAAGUCAUUUAUAAUUACGUACAAAGACCAUUUAUUCAUAUGUCUUGGGAGAAAGAAGAAGCGAAAAGUCGACAUGUUGAUUUUCAAUGUGUAAAAUCAAAAUCUGUGACUAAUCUUGCUGAAGCUACAGCUGAUCCAGUAUUAGAUGCUGGUGGAAAUCCAAUAGCUAUCGCUCUUUUACAAGCAACAGAACCAGUGCCUCAACCAGAAGUCAUAUUACCAGUCGGUCAAGAUGCCGACGUAGAAGGUGCCAUAGGUUUACCAGCUGAUCAAGAUCUUGGAUCGAUACCGCCUGAUGAAUUUCACAACUUUACAAUAAAGAAGUCUGCAAUUGAAAAAUCGUAUUCAGAGGCACUUCUUAAAAUAUCUUCUGCAUAUUUGAAUAAAAAAAUACCAAAUAUUCCGGAUCUCAAAGUUGAUGGAGCAGAAGAGAAAUGGAAUAUGUGGAAUGUUUGGCGAACUGUCCUAGAAGAAAAUGAGAAAUUGGCUAGAGCGCGAUUAGCAGCAGUAGAAGUUUUCCAACAACAAAUUGCUGACGAUGCAAAAAGUUUAAAGUUGCACAAACUACAAAUUUCUAAGAAGGCAAUCGACCAAUUAAUGAUAGUACAAAAAGAAUUACAAAUCUGUGUACAAGAUGUAGACAAAACAAAGAAAUUGUAUUUCGAUGAAGAACAUAGCGCCCAUGAUGUACGCGACAAAGCGAAAGAUAUUGAAGAGAAAUUAAAGAAAAAAAAAGGAUCUUUUUUCCAAUCGAUAACAUCAUUGCAGAAAAAUAGUGCAAAGGUGAGCUCGAAACGCGAUGCUUUAGAAGAAAAAUCAACAGGAGCGCGAAAUGAUUAUUUGCUUAGUCUUGCCGCUGCCAAUGCACAUCAAAAUAGGUAUUUUGUAGUUGACCUACAAAAUACUAUGCAAUAUUUAGAACAAGGUGUUUAUGAUAAAGUUGCAGAAUAUUUAACGCUAAUGGGUCGUACAGAACUUUUAACCUGUCUAGCUACACAAAAUAGUUUUGGUAAAAUUCGUGACCAAGCACAACAACUCACAAGAGAGUACAAUAUACAGUGUUGCUGCUUGUAUUAUCCUGUUUUAAAACAACAUAUACAAUAUGAUUUUGAACCAUGUGACAACGAUCCAAUAGAGAGGAUAACAGCUGAUCAUUCUGCUGCAGCUACACUUGGAAAAGAAGCUCGUCGCUGGUCGACGAGAAUAGCUCGUGAAAUAAAUAGCAUCCGAGAAAAUAAUAGGAAAUUACAAAUUCUAUUACAAUUAAAAGAAUCUGGACAAAAGACUGAUCCGAACGAUCCACAAGGUCCAGAUGUAGAUACAAAAAUCGAUGAAUUGAAGCAUAUUAUACGACGUGCAGAGACAGCAAAGCUGAAGGCAGAAGCGAGAAUAGAAUGUCUUCGAAACGGUGGAGUCAACGUUGAUGAAUGGCUACAAGAGGCAGAAACUUUAAGUGUUCAAGAUAUGCCACGUUCGGCUAGUUCUCUUUCUGUUAGAACUGAUGCCUCGGGAACGGCGGAACAUCCCUCCUCAGAUUCAUUCUAUGAUAGUGAUGGAGACGGAGGAAGUGAUUUGACAACUGUUGAACGACCAGGUAGUGCACGAAAUGUUCCUCAACAAGAAGAAGAAACAACAGAGGAAAGGCAAAGACAUGAUAGCGAAGAAGUUGAUGCUUUGCUUGAACAAGAGAAACAACGAAUAGAACAACUUACAGUAGGUUGGGAUGAUCCAACGGCUGUAGAUUGGGAUAAUGAAGAAAAAGAAGAACAGAUUGAACUUCGUGAAACAUCUGAAAUUCCUUCCACACAACAAAUAUAUAAAUGUACCGCACUUUAUUCAUAUACGGCACAAAAUCCUGAUGAAUUGUCAAUUGUCGAAAGUGAGCAAUUAGAAGUUGUUGGUGAAGGUGAUGGUGAUGGAUGGCUCCGAGCACGAAAUUAUCGUGGUGAAGAAGGCUUUGUUCCUCAAAAUUAUCUUGAUGUUGAAAGAGACACAACAUCCGGUCUUACUUCUCAAGGACCAGGUUUGGUACAACAAAUAUCCUUUUCCUCAGUAGAUUACACUAUCGAUGAUCAUGAUGCAGUAGAUCCAGAUGCCAAUUUACAAAUGACAACAUCAGAAACUAUCGUACAAAAUCAUAUAGGAGAAAUAGAACAAUAUUGCAUUGCUCUUUAUGAUUAUGAUGCUACAUGUGACGAAGAACUUAGUUUUCUCGAAGGUGAUAUUUUAAAAGUCUUAAGAAAAGAACCGCACGAUGUCGAUGAUGGAUGGUGGGAAGGAGAAUUACGUGGACAACGAGGAUUAUUCCCAUCUUUAAUUGUAGAACCUUGUGCUGCAGAUGGUUCACCUUUAACUCCACAGGAGAAUAUAACACCACCGAGCUCUGCACCACCAGUAUUUACACCACCUGAAGUUCCAGAAUUUUUAUUAGAAAAUGAAAUAACACAAAGUAUGAUGAAAGAAUCACAGAAUGGAAAAUCUAUUAAUGCAAGCAUUGAAGAACAUCGACAAGAAGGAUUCAUGAUAAAUCUUUCAAAGGACCAAAGAAGUCAAUACGGUUCACAGUUUGAAGCCGAUCAAUCUGAAGGACCUGGUAUAAUAGUUGUAGAAGUAUCGGAUGAAUUAGGAACAAAGGUAGAUGAUGAAAAAACAAAAUAUUUAAAUACUGAUGACCAAUCGAAAGAAGAUUUCGGACUUGGCGUUGCGCAAAUUGUAAUUACUGCAGCGACACCAAUGGAAGAAGUUGAACAUCCUUUCCCAGGUUUAGAAGAAGCUAUUGAUGAGACAGUGAAAUCGACAGAAAGUUCUGAUGGUGAUUUACCUUCAAGCACUAAUAUUGAUGUGAAUGAAAGUGAUUGCAAAGAGGCCACUGUGAUAAUAGAUGAAAAAGAAGAACAAGAAACUACAGAAACAACCGAAGAUAUUGAAGAGAAAUCAACAGUUGAUGAUUUACCAACAGACUCGGCACCAUUUCCAAUUAGUAGUAGUUCUGGUAGUGAAGCAGAUUCAACAUCUGGGCCAAGUACAGCAGAUAAUUCUCAAUCUAUACCAUCUCGUGGUACCGUAAUCGAAGUACAAGAAACAGAAGAUAUUGAAAUUGUACCAGAAAAGAUGGUAGUGGGAGGAAGGGCAAGUAUUCCAGAUGAAUUACAACCUGACCAAUUAGAGAAGCUACAAAAUUUGAAAGAAUCGAAUGCCUAGGAUUGACUAGACCUCGGAGAUCCUGAUUAUCCUGCCUUAUCAAAUAAACUGGCUCUUCCGAAAAAUCAUCAAAAUAAAUUUCAGCAUUUACUGGAAUUUUGGAAAUCUCCAGAGGUUAUUGGAAAGAAAGACUAAUGAAUAAUGGAACAACUAAAUAAUUUUUAUGUUAAUAUUAUGUACACAACUUUUUUGCUAGAUGAUACUCUAGUGAACUAUUUAAAGAAAGAUGUUGCGACUUUUGCAACCUAUUUACAACAUAUUAAUGUACAGUUAUAAGGUAAUAAAGAAAAUUGUCAAUACCUAUAAUA
Messenger RNA from Apis mellifera (honey bee), 4715 nucleotides. RefSeq lists its product as uncharacterized. Gene Ontology annotation, cellular component: cytoplasm. Lineage: Eukaryota; Metazoa; Arthropoda; Insecta; Hymenoptera; Apidae. Gene Ontology annotation, biological process: positive regulation of phosphorylation. The coding region runs from base 79 to 4407 and encodes 1442 amino acids. Gene Ontology annotation, molecular function: protein binding. The record is from RefSeq and is a predicted model, not a curated record. The transcript has 28 exons.